CUCAAGGAAGGCUGCGCGACUUCUCAGCAAGCGCCUCUUCGGCAUUUGACGUCAUGUCGGAGGAGAGACUUCCCAGAUGCCUGUGCGUCGACGGCAAAUUGUACUAUACAUGGAUGACGACCGCCAUUGUGAGGGGCGAACGUCGCUUAGCGAGUGGGCAAAAUAUUCUUAAAUUGGGCGAUAUAGGCUGACCUGAUGCCCUUAACUCCUGCCCAAAUCAAAGAUAAGCUGACAAAUGCUCUUGAUGACGACAAAAAUGUGGUGGAUGAGGAAGCUGUUGAGGAAGUCAUCACACUUUUGGAGACCAGUUCCCUCACGAAGGAAAUCCUUGAGCAAACUCGCCUGGGAAGGGAUAUCAAUUACGUUAGAAAAACCAGCAAAAUCCCAGCGACUGCAAAGAGGGCUCGAAACCUUGUAAAAGCAUGGCAGAGGCUGUUUGUUGUUCCAGGGUCCCCACAGGUGGCCAAUGGCCAGCAUCCAAAUGUCAGCUCCUCAUCCCUCCAAAGAAUCAGCCCGGGACUUCAGCGGGUCAGUCCAGGCCUGUCCCCAGCCAUCAGUCGCUCAAACACCCCAGUCAGGUGUGCACCGUCACCUGCAUUGGCACAGGUCAGACAGCAGCAGAGGGUUGCAGGCUCGCGGAGUCCAGCUGCUCAGGUCUCAAAGCUCUCACAGAAACUUCAAAGGGGUAGUGACUCGCGGAGUCCUGCUGUCCUCCGAAGUGCCAGUAACAACCAUGAUGACUCCAAUCUCAGCUGGCCUGGGACUCCCCCUUGUCCGCCUUGUGAAAACAGCCAGGACCGUCUUGCGGGGGAUCGUGACAGUGCUAAACCAGACGCCAGUGGUGGUUCCAAAAACUGUCAGGCAGGAGGCACCAACGAACGUCACUUCAAUUUUGAUCAUAAAUCCUCUGAUCAUUCCUUAGAAUCAACAUCAAAGUUAGUGAACAGGGCAUCGGAUCAAAGAGAUGUGUCUAAAACAAAUGUUGCCAACCGUAAAAGGACGCGUGCUGAAACAAGAUUAGAUGACUCUGAAUCACAAACUCCUUCCUCCAAACAAGUACGUCUUACUUCUUCAUCUCCUAGUCUUUCAGCACCUGUAUUCAGCAAAAGUGAUGUGAUAAAUGGUACUGUACUGCGAAAAAGUGGUAGAAAGUCCCCAGCGGCCUCUGCUUCGACAGAAAAUUUAUUCGUAGAUCACAAAACCAUGGUCUCUUCAUCUAACAAGGGUAGUCUCCUUGACCAACCCGAACCUUCCACGCCGCUUAGUCGAGCAAACAAAAGACUUGCUUUGCAACGGCAAGACAGUGUCAGCUCCCGCUUAUCUGUGCAAUCCACAGAGUUGAGGACUAGAGAAAGAACUAAUAAAGUGAAAACCACCGAGCAGCUCAUUGAAGAUAUGCAGGGCAAAUCCACAACACCAGUAGGCACACAGGUUAUUGCUCAGAUCAGAACGAAUAAGAUUCAGCAAGAAAGUGACUAUCUAAAGCCUGUUCUUCCUCCAGGAGUAAAGCGACGUGGUCGCAAGAAAAAGCAAGAGCGGGAACAGUUAGAACUACCAGACAAGGAGUCUGCCUCUGAUGGGAGAAAAUUAGCACAAACAAAGAGUGAGUACAUUAAACGUUUUCUUCAGACAUCAGUCGCACCCACACCAGGUGAAGAUAUCUAUGAAGCACCAAUUUCCCAGUCUCGUCAUGAAUCUCUUGAGGAGCAACCAAUUGGCUUGGGUGGUUGCAGCACUACCUUUGCGCAGUCUGCGUAUGAUUCAAACUUCCCAUCAUACCCGAGUCGGCAGGACAAGUCCGAUUCAGGUCCGUCUGCAAGCCCCCCUGAAGCCAGAGAUAUAUUAGAAGGUGCUGCACACCAUUUGCCUUCAUCGUCAUGUGGUGUGGCUGAUGUGCAUGCACCAUCUUCUGAGCGUUUGUCAGAGGAACAGAUUCUCGCUCGUCUGCCGCCAAUUGACUUUGACAACAUAGACUGGGCAAGUCAUGACUACCCUUCGCUUCAGCCCAUGCAGGUUGGGAGUGAGCUCGUGGUCAGGUUACACAGUGAAAAUAUGGAAGGGGUCAAUGGGACUUAUGAUCGUGAUGGACAGUUCCGGCAGUGGGCUGAAUUGCUUACAGUGGACUCUGUAUACGACGAACCACUUUACAUAUUGCCAUAUGUGAUCCCAGAUGACUGAUGAGUGACGAGUGCAUGAUAUUUAAGUCUUGAGGUGGGGUUUUUAUAUGUGAUCAAUCUGAAAUUUAUUUAUUUAUUACGAGAUGUUAUAAUGAUUACAGUAAGGAGCCACGUUCUCCUGUUGUGGUUUUCUUUGGAGGGGGGGGGGGGGAGAUACUGCUCUCUGUUUGCUUCAAAUGGGAUUAAAGAAAGUAGAGAGUUCAUACUGAUGGGUGCUUCUGAAGUGUGUGAUGCCUUGUUAGGGGGGAAAGAUCUCUGGCAUGAUCUUUGUGUGAAACUGUCCUCUUAGGGGAAGUAAAGUUACUAGAAAGUUUUUGUUUUCCUUUUUGUCACCUAUCCUCAACGCCCAAUUUUGAAGAUGUUUUUUUCUUUUUAAUGAAUGACACUAAGGGUAGUUUGAAAAAGAUACACAAAAUUUUACAGGCUUAAUUGUCAAUGUCAUUACGCAUAAAAUGUUCAGUAUUACUUCAUCUUUAGUACAGACAUUUCUCAUUCAUUAUGGAUCUAACAUUAGGAGCAGCAGUUUACGGUUUGUUUUAUAAGAUUGGUACAUGUUUAAUUUGUAGUCUCAUGUCAUUGUUUUGUUUGAACAUUUUGUCCCUUGAAGGUGCCUUAACCCUGGAAAUAAUUUUUUUAGAGAUUUGUGCAGAGAUGUUUACUUAUCAAAAACUUUGUCUUGUGUGUUGCACAAGUUUACUUGUCUUGACAUUUUUGGAUUGUUGUCUUCAGUUUGUUGUGGUCUUGAAAUAUUCAUUUUUCUCAGUAGACAUGUUACAUGUUGGGUCCCUUCUUUUCUUUUUUUAAAAGUAAAAAUUGAAAAAGAAUGCCUUUGAAUUAUUAAGUUCCCUCAUAAAACUUUUUCACUGCUGUGUUUGAAGAGCUCACUCUCGUUCCCAAUAGUCUUUUCUUUUGGUUAUAGUACAAAAGUGGUAGCUUUGGCGUUGCUAACGUUUUUAUUCAAUAAAUCCAGUUUGAUGCUUUUACAUAAAGGUAGCGUCAAUUGCCACUGAGUGACGCGGUGGCAAUUGACUUUUUGUCAAUUGCCACCGAGUGAAGGGGUGUCAAGUCUCAAAACAACGUCUAAUGGGUCAAUUUGUUCUCAACUAAUUUCAUUGGACGAGCAUCUAGUCUAGAGCUAUGGUACCAACUUGGCA
Molecule: messenger RNA, 3331 nt
Organism: Aplysia californica (California sea hare)
Lineage: Eukaryota; Metazoa; Mollusca; Gastropoda; Aplysiida; Aplysiidae
Product: mediator of RNA polymerase II transcription subunit 26
Exons: 3
Coding region: 196-2178 (660 amino acids)
Biological process (GO): regulation of transcription by RNA polymerase II; positive regulation of gene expression
Cellular component (GO): nucleus; mediator complex; core mediator complex
Molecular function (GO): transcription coregulator activity
Source: RefSeq, a predicted model, not a curated record